GUGGAAAUAUUUGACUACAAGUCAUUACUUGCGCUCUUCAUUGUAGGAGGUACUUUUGGUGGUUUAAAUCGAAAGUAGUCAAAUUUGGUUGUUUUGAGUUGAAGCGACAGACCCGGUGUAGAAUUAAGAUCACCUGUGAAGGAGAUCACCUGUGUAGGAAAUGCAUCAGGACUAUUCUGAAGAGGAUUUUGACCCUGAUGAUCAGCUCAGAGGAAAAGACGUAGGAGUCAGAAGUCCUACCCAAGAUGUGAACCCUUCAAGCCAGGAAGCCAAAGACAAAAAAAUGUCCCUUGAAGAGCUGAAGAAAAUGGGACGGGCAGAAAGACAGAGAAUGAGAGAAGAAAGGAGGAGACAAAAAUCGGAUAGUGACUCGGAGUCCGAGUAUUUGGUCGGGAAACUUGCGGAAAUCGCCUUGACAGUAAGAGAACCGGACCCUGUUGAGGGGACUGGCUUGAUAUAUGAUGAGCGGAUGUUGAAACACAAAAACCUGUGGGAUGACCAUCACCCAGAAAACCCGGCCAGAAUCAGUGGCCCAUUCAAGCGGUGCUGUGAGCUCGGCCUCAUCGACAGAUGUGUUCGGCUGGAGGCACAGUAUUCUACAGAAGACAUGAUAUUACUGCAGCAUUCACAAAUGUUGAUUGAGACAUUGAAACAUACAACAGAGAUGAACUUAGAGGAGCUGAGAGCUGAGGCCAUUAAAUACGACUCGAUCUACCUCAAUAAUAGUAGCUAUGAGUGUGCCCUGUUGUCCCUGGGGAGUACAGUGGAAUUAAUGGAACAGAUCCUCAAGCGGAAGGUGCGGAAUGGUAUGGCUAUUAUCAGACCGCCUGGGCAUCAUGCAAUGACUGAGGAAUUCAAUGGAUUCUGUUUCUUCAAUAAUGUUGCCAUUGCUGCUAAACAUGCCUUGGAAAAUCUUAAAUUGAAAAAGAUUUUGAUCAUUGACUGGGACGUCCAUCAUGGGCAGGGGACACAACAGAUGUUUUACAAUGACCCUCGGGUGCUGUACUUUUCCAUACAUCGAUACGAAUUUGGAAAAUUUUGGCCGAAUUUACGUGAAAGUGAUUAUGACUUCAUCGGAGAAGGAAAGGGCCUGGGAUACAACAUAAAUGUCCCUCUAAAUCAGAUAGGAAUGGCUGAUCAUGACUACUUAGCAAUUUUCCAUCAAAUUCUCAUGCCUAUAGCAUCUGAGUUUGAGCCUGAAUUAGUCAUUGUAUCGGCCGGUUAUGACUCUGCUAUUGGAGAUCCUAAGGGGCAGAUGGGUGUGACCCCGGCAGCAUUUGCUCACCUUACCCACAAGGUCAUGUCCUUGGCUCAAGGUCGUGUAGCUGUUAUCUUGGAGGGGGGAUACUGUUUGAAAUCUCUAACUGAAUCAGCAGCCAUGACCCUCAGAACGUUGCUUGGCGACCCAUGUCCCAGAAUUCCUCCGUCACAGGAACCAUGUGACAGCGUUACGGAGUCCAUACUGAACGUGAUCAAGGUGCUUCGCCCUCACUGGAAGUGUCUGCAGUAUCAGGGAUUCACCUCUGACCCUUGCCCUUAUGAAGAGGUCAACCAAUUACCUCCAAAGCCUGAUGUUCAAUUUAUGGAUGUGGAAAAUAAACCAAAGGAAUACCCAGAAUGCUUGGAAUCGUACCCAGUGGAGGAGUACUAUGAAGAGGACAGGAAAUGCUCUCCGGUUAUUGAUAGACUUAUAGCUAAAACGAACUUAGACAAGGCCAAACAUAGAACCUGCAUUGCCUAUGAUGAGGGAAUGAGGGCACAUUAUACCAGCUCUUCCUACUACCACCCUGAGGCCCCAGACAGGAUAACUCGGAUCUUUGACAAGCACACAGAGUGGGGACUGACCCAGAGAUGCACUAGGGUUGAGACAAGGAUGGCAACAGAAGCAGAACUGGCCUUAAUUCACAGUACCACCUACUUGGAUGAGAUAAAGAGCCUUGAAGACAAAAAUCCAUUUGAGCUGAAGAAACUGGAAAGGAAGUUUCAGUCCAUCUACCUCUGUCGGGACUCGUAUUUCUGUGCGCGGAUGGCUGCCGGAUUUGUGCUGGAUGUGGUGGAUAACGUGAUGACCGGACAGAGCCAAAAUGGAGUUGCAAUUGUGAGGCCCCCGGGACACCAUGCAGAAUGCACGGAGGCCAUGGGAUUCUGCUUUUUUAAUAACAUUGCCAUUGCUGCCAAAUACGCCCAGAACACAUACAAGGUCAAAAAAGUUCUGAUUGUUGACUGGGAUAUUCACCAUGGAAACGGGACACAGCGGCAGUUUUAUGAUGAUCCAAGUGUGCUGUUCAUUAGCCUCCACAGGUACGACCGUGGGUUCUUCUAUCCAUCCUCACCCCAGGGCUGCCCUACCAUGGUGGGGAAAGGGGAGGGGACAGGGUUCAACGUCAACAUUGCAUGGGACAAUGGUCCUAUGGGAGACUCAGAGUACAUUGCUGCAUUCCAGCAGAUAGUGAUGCCUAUAGCCUAUGAGUUUGGUCCUGAAUUGGUUCUGGUCUCUGCUGGAUUUGAUGCAGCCUUAGGUGAUCCUUUGGGAAACUACUUAGUGACACCUCUUGGAUAUGGUCACAUGACACACAUGUUGUCUUCAUUGGCCAAUGGGAGAGUGAUCCUAGCUUUAGAGGGAGGGUAUCAUCUGGCAGCCAUAGCUAACUCGAUGGCAAUGUGUACCUCCAUUCUCCUGGGAGAUGCCUGUCCUCACCUUCCUUAUACAGAGCCUAAAGACAGUGCUGUUCAAUGCAUCAGAGAUGUCUUAGAUGUACAGAAGAAUCACUGGAAGUCAUUAAAAUUCCGAGUGAACAUAAAGACAGAGGAAGAUAAUGAGGAAGAUCAUCUUAAAGUGAAAGAAAGUCAGAGGACCAUGGAAGAUGAAGAAGAUGAGGAGAAGAUGAAUGAGUUGGCAAAGAAACUAACAGAUAUUCAAGUGACAGAAGAUAGCAGCAAUCCCAGAGAAGAUGUAGUGAUCCAGAAUAGUGAUGGAAGCUCAGAGAAAAGUUCUAAAGAAAUCAUGGAUGAAAUGAAAGAACCCAUGGAGGCAAGCACUAAAGGGGCAGAUAACCCUGUAACAAAAGGAGAAGGUGGUAAAAAACACACUGUUGAGGGAGAGGAUCCAGGUUCUCUCUGUGCGAAAGGAGGGGAGGUACGGAGAGCAGAGGGAGGGAGACAGCCCUCAGACGCCACCCCUUUGUCAGCCAAUGAUGUUCUCAAACAGUUAGAAACCCAGGGACACACCCAAAUGUUUGCUGUGACCCCCCUCCCCUGGUGCGCCCACCUAGAUUCAGUGACCCCUGUCCCCAGUGGUCGGAUUGAUACAGGUGCCCCCUGUGAGGAGUGUGGGGAUGUCACAGAGAACUGGAUCUGCUUGGUCUGUUAUAAGGUUUUCUGUAGCCGCUUUGUCAAUGAACACAUGUUGAUGCACGGGGUGAUGGAGGAACACCUGAUGUGUCUCAGCUUCUCCGAUCUGUCCGUCUGGUGCUAUGGCUGUGACCAUUACAUAGACAAUGUGGCCCUGUUCCAUGCCAAAAAUGCUGCUCACUGCGACAAGUUUGGGAGCUCCCUACCUACCCCUCCGUCCCUGUCCCAGACAUGAGUGAGGCGCCCGAUAAUCUACUCCUCGUUACUCCCGAGGAUCUGCUUGUUUAACAUAUUCAGAACAAUUUUCAGACAAAAGCGCGACACAGAUCAUUUGUUAUAUGAAAACAGUUUGAGCUGGGAUUGUGUUCUUUGUUGAGGAUUUUUCAUUCAUUGUUACUAGCUUGGACUAACACAGAGAGACUCCCAUCCAAUGAUGUUUGAGAUACCUACCGGUAAUCAGAAAUACAUAUACAUGUACCACAUGUAAUAAGAAGAUAGCUGUACUGAUUCUAACAACCUGUCAAGAAAAUGUAGAAUACUGUAUACAGGGUUAUUUUUGCCCAGUGUAUUUUUAGCCCUUCUACCUUUUCUAACAGUUGAUUUCGCCCAGACACAGUUUUGAUUAAAGAGAUAUAAAUUGAGCCAUCGGAAUUCACCCAGUCUUAAAUUUGCCUGCUGACGAGGAUGAAAGGAGCGGAAAUAAGACGGUGAUGAAUAAUUCCCUCUACACAGUAUCAAAUCGACUUGUAGUUAACUUUCUAUUUGAUAUUAUAUAAUCUGCAUACUCAUUGAAUGUACAUUAUGGUAUUUAUUACAUGUUAGAAUAAUAUGAUCAUAUCUGUUUUAUUUCUCAUUUUAGAAGCUUAUACUUAUAAGUACCUGGUACCUCACUACAUCAAGACCUUUUACGACACUAUGUCACAAGAUAGCUAUUUAAUUGUUUCGUUAAAUUGUAUCGUCAUAGUUCAGAGGUUACAGUAUCUGGCUUCUGAACUGCAGAUCACGUUUAAAUCAAUUUUUUUUUCGAAAAUUGCAAAUUUUCUUUGCCUUUUUGACUUGCAUGCUUCCGAGGCAUAAUGCUGUCUUUCAUAACCAAGUUAUUUUCUGCUGAUUUGAGAAACUAUUUCGUAGUGUAGUGAGCUACCUUAAUGCAAUUUUUGGCAGAUUUCAGUAGACUACCAAUCAAGUCAUAUUAUGUUUAUUUGCAAGUAUUACCCAAGUGGGUUUAUACUGGUCAUUUGAUAGAUUUUUAAAAGCAUAUAGUCUAUGUGCCUCUCACUACAAUAAAAAGUAAAACUCAAUGUUAUUGAUAUUUUUAAUGGUAAAAUUAAAAAUAAAAUAUUUGGGACUAUAUAGCAUUAAUAUCACAUUAUCAGUUCAUUUACUGAUACUCUAUAUAAUAUACAUAACAAUGUUAAAACUGUUCAUUUAAUACAUGUAUAAAUAAAUGUAUUGCACUUUUGAUUGCACAUUAAUCAUUUAAAGUAAGACAAUUUCUCAUCAAAAUUAGAAGAAAAAUGUUGGUAGGAUUGAUACAUUUAAAAAUCAUAUUUAAAAAAAAUCAAUGCAAAAGCAACAACAAAGACAAAAACAAUUGUGUAAGCACUAGUACAAUAGAAACUCAAUUUUUGAUUAAGGAUUUUCAAAGAUGAUCUGCAUGUACAACAAAAAUCACACUUUUUGAAGGAGGAGAACUUCAGUGGCAUUACAUGCUAUGUAAAACAAAUCCAAGGGUUUCUCUCUCUCUCU
Molecule: messenger RNA, 5100 nt
Organism: Magallana angulata
Lineage: Eukaryota; Metazoa; Mollusca; Bivalvia; Ostreida; Ostreidae
Product: histone deacetylase 6-like
Exons: 38
Coding region: 161-3586 (1141 amino acids)
Biological process (GO): chromatin organization
Cellular component (GO): histone deacetylase complex
Molecular function (GO): zinc ion binding; histone deacetylase activity
Source: RefSeq, a predicted model, not a curated record